Messenger RNA from Orbilia oligospora ATCC 24927, 798 nucleotides. RefSeq lists its product as uncharacterized. NCBI's taxonomy places the organism in Eukaryota, Fungi, Ascomycota, Orbiliomycetes, Orbiliales, Orbiliaceae. Bases 1 to 798 code for a protein of 265 amino acids. The transcript has a single exon. The record is from RefSeq and is a predicted model, not a curated record.
AUGAGCAAACCAUAUGCGUAUGCACGGAUCGUCAAGCCAGCUCGGCCUACAACUGUCAAAUCGACCUUCAAAAACCAGUCAGAGUUCGAAGCCACUACUCCAUCGACAUCCCAUUCACCAGUUUCUCCAGGUACACUACGUCAGAUUAACAAUACUAGAGUAGCUCCAAAUACAUUCGAAACAACCUCAACCCCUAGGGUUUGUGAGCUAGCAGAGCUCCAGCAACAAACUGUCCAGCCUGCCCCCGGAGGGACGGGAACUCUUGGUAUUGACGAAACUGCUUCACCAGUAGCUCGCUCCAAUAUCACCUCUCUUGGUAUCCAUUCCCAAAACAACGAAUUCUUGGUCAGCCCAUCAAGCACUGCAAUGAACAAGAGCCCUGGCGUACAGACAGAAAAGAGGUCCGAGACUCUGCAAGCGACUACCGCAAAUGUGGGAAAGCUAUCUAAACUCUCGCCAGCAGACCUCAUAGCCUCCCUCCGAUAUUACGACAGACAGCGUGGGACACUGCCAGAUGAGGAACCUUUAUCUUCAGAAGACGUUGCCGUCCUCGAAUCCGCCAGGACCAAAUUAAAAAGUGGAUUAAAGUCAACAUCACAAUAUGAAACAACUUCAGAGUAUUCUACAAAAAGGUUAAAUUUCAAAACGAUAGGCAUUGUAGCCUCCUCCGUCGUCGUAGGCGUAUAUAUUUUUGGAGUCGGGACCAAAUUGAUUUCUGUACAACCAGAAUCAACAGCUGCAGUAGAACUUCUGUCUGCGGUCCAGCGCUCGAAACCUACAAGGGGCCGAGUAGAUUAA